Messenger RNA from Pseudopodoces humilis (Tibetan ground-tit), 5938 nucleotides. The record is from RefSeq and is a predicted model, not a curated record. NCBI's taxonomy places the organism in Eukaryota, Metazoa, Chordata, Aves, Passeriformes, Paridae.
GGGACGGGACGGACGGGACGGGACGGACGGGACGGAGCCGCGAUGGAGAAGCCGCGGCGGGCGGUGGUGGUGACGGGGUUUGGGCCGUUUGGAGAACACGCUGUGAACGCCAGCUGGAUUGCAGUUCAGGAGCUGGAGAAGCUGGGGCUGCGGGAUGACGUGGAUCUGCACGUCUACGAGGUCCCUGUCGAGUACCAGACCGUGCAGAGACUCAUCCCUGCCUUGUGGAAGAAGCACAGUCCCCAACUGGUGGUUCACGUGGGCGUGUCGGGCAUGGCCACCACCGUCACCCUGGAGAAGUGUGGCCACAACGUGGGCUACAAAGGGCUGGACAACUGUCGCUUCUGCCCGGGCUCGCAGUGCUGCGUGGAGGGGGGCCCCGAGUGCAUCGACUCCAUCAUCGACAUGGACGCCGUGUGCAGGAGGGUCUCGGCGCUGGGGCUGGACGUCACCGUCACCAUCUCCAAGGAUGCUGGCAGUUUCAGCCUGAGCAACAAAGGAUUCAGAAUCUCUUCUCUAAAACACCUGCAGCUCUUCAUUCCUGAAGAUUCCUGAAGGAUGUGUGCUGGGAGAUUCCAGGGAAUGGAUCCUCACUUGGACUCAGCCUUCAGGUGCAGGGAAUUGCUCACCCAGUUCUCUCAUGGCUAAUUCCUGACUUGAAAGGUUUGCUUUCACUUGGUUUUGGGUUUGUUUUCCCCCUCUCCUGACCCAAAUUCAAGGUGAUGAUUCGGAAGGACAACUGGAUGGUGUGGGAUUGUCCUGGAAAGCAGAGCUUGGUGAGGAGCCUGAAAUCGCUUUGCUGGAAUGGAAAAUGAUUUUAGGCACUGAUUCCUCACUCCACAUCCUCCAAAUAUCCAUAGGGUCUCUGUAGCUGCAGUAGAAGGUGUUUGGGGUUUCUUUUGGAACCCAAAUCCAGCUGGAUUUUUUAUUUUUUAUUUUUUUUUUUGGAGCCUGACUCCUGAAUCUUUCCAGAUCUUUCCUGCCUCUUUCUUGGCCACCUCCCUCCCUCAAAUCAUGGACCUCCUGUACCAAACACCUCGGUUCAAGUGUGUCUAAAACCAAUCAGUGGUGGGUAAAAAGCUCUGCUGAGGCCCCACGGGAGAUCUUUGUGCUGUGCCCUUGGUGCUCGAUGCUGUUUUUAAGAUGAAGGUUGAGUUUUUAAAUUUAAAACUUCCUUAGCUGCAAAUUUUCCCUCUUCUUCCAGUUUAGGAGAAUCAUGUUUAACUGAGAUCCCAAUUCCACCUUUGAUUGAGUGGAGGCCUAAAAAUGCAGAUGGGAAAGACACCCUGCAAAAAUCAAAAUGUCAGAUUUUCAACCCAAUCCCACUGCCUGGGAACCAAAAGAGGCAACGAUUUGAAAUUUAAGGAAUUUUGCUUGGAGUGAGGAUUCCGGGCUCUUUCUUGGUGUCCCCCCCUCCCAAUGGGAGGGUGCAAAAGUGGUGCUGCUUGUGGGAACUUUCCCAGGAAUUAUUUUGGGGAAGGGUACAUGCAGGAUCUCGGCAGGUGGGUGGUGCUGGUCGUGUGUGGAGGUUUGCUGCCAAAUUUUUGAGAUUCCAGCGAAAACCCAGCUGAAGCGGGAGCAGGAACAGACAGAAAAGUGGGAGCUGAGGCCUCGUGGAGAGGCCAUUUGAGUGAAGAAAUCUGUGAUUUGAACAGAUGCUUUCACAAAUAGAUACAAAUAUAUAAAAAAACCAACAUUUUAAAGGUUUUAAACCCCCGUGAUUUGAAUUUUCCCUGGUGCUGACUGGCUCUGCUAUAGUAACUCUCAGUGAGAGCUGCCCUGAGCUUGCCAGGAGAAAUCUGGUGACAGGACAAAACCACUCCUUGAGAUGGGACAAAGACUUUGCAGCUGCAAGGGCUCUGCUGGGGGCACCUGAGCAGGAGGAUUUUUUUUGGAUAGACCCAAGGAAUUUCCUUCUCUGUUCACUAUCCAGUCCUUCCUGCUCAGAGGAAUUUGCCCUCAAGUGAGAUAUUGUGGUUCCCAUCGAAUCUGAGGUAGCACUUGUCAGAUUUCCUGAUUAGUAAUUUAUUCUAUUUAAUAUUUUGUUGAAAUCUUCGUGCUUUGACACAGUUUUUUUGUUUGGUUUUUGGAUUUGGUGUUUUUUUUUUUUUUUGUGAUUAGUUGAGCUCCUUAUCCCUGUAGGAUUAUUCCUUUGUUGGUGAGAAGUUUUUUCGUCCUGGGUGUUUCGUAGCUGCUGAACUUGGGGAAGAGGAAUAUCCCACGGGGGUUUGGUGAUGGAGUAAUUCCCAGGAAUUCACCUGUAACCUAGCUGUGGAUGAAAUGGAUGAAAUGGAGGUGGAAAAUCAACAGAUUGGUGAGGCCACACCAAAAUUCCAAGUGUGGAAUCCCAGCAGGGGCGGGAGGAGGGACCCGCAGAGGGGUGGGAGCAGGAGCAGGGUGGGCUCCAUGAGGAAUCAGCGUCUCCAGGUGAGAAAUUCCCUGUCCAUCCCUGUCUCUGCACCCUCUGGAGAUCCCCCUGGAUGUGGCUGGUGGCUCAGGAUCCAUCAGCAGGGAGCACAGACAGCAGCAGUUCCGUGGGCAGAGCCUCUUCCCACGCGGGUUUCUUCAGCCUGGGGAGUUAUAUCCUGUUCAGAACCUAAAAAUAUUCCUUUCCCUGGGUGCUCUCUGCUGUUCCAGGGGAAAAUCCGGAGCCAGCUCCGUGCCUGCUGGAGUUUGAGGACUGCAGUGCUUGGCCUUGGGUGUGUCAGCAUUAAAAAUCCCUUUUUUUUUUUUGGAGCAUACUUGCUUCGAGCUGUGCUUUUCCUCCCGAUCUGUUUUUGGGAAGCUCCACAUGAUCAGCUCCUUAGGAAACAUAAUUUAUUUUAUAUUCUUUCUUUUGCGGGGGGUUUUGGGAAAUUAGCCUGAGGUUGUGUUUAUAAAAGGUGUCUUGGUGGUAGAGAAUUUUCCUGUAGCCCAACUUGGGGAAAAAUGGCAUUGAACUAAUUUUAUUUAAUAUGACCUAAAUUAAAUACUCUGGGGUUGGGGGAGUUUUUUAAGCUUUUUGUUGUUGUUGUUGUUCAAUUCACAAAGCUUUUCCUUCAGAUCCCUAUUUUCUUUGGGAAUAGGACAUCAAACUGAUGCAGAGCUUCAAAAAGCUGAUGUUUUUGCUAAAUCCUAUUUGCUUUCCACAUCAUCAAUUAAUAGAAUUUGCUAAUUUGCACUGACUGGGAGAGACCUGUUGCCAACCCCAAAACCUUUGUGCUAGUGAGUAAAAGCAUAGGAAGUUCAGGUGGAAUGUUCAUUCCCGUGCCUGUAAUGUGGGAAAAAUGUAAAAAAAACCAGGAAAAAAUAUGGAAUUUUAGGGUGCUGUGACUGCAGAAUUGUCUCUGGGGAUAAAGGUGAGGGGGGGGAAACAGGGCUGAGGAUUUUUGGUGUGGAAGAGAGGAUUAGGGAGGUUCUGCUGGAUUGGGUCUGAUGUCAUUUAUCUGCCUGGAGCAGGGUCUGGCCCACGUGUUGGGGAGUGUUUGGGAUGACAGUUUCAUUGUUCCAGCCCUGAAGUGCUGCAGAGGGAUUUUGAGGAGCUCCAGAGACUCAGGAAUGUCUCAGUUUGGUGACGCUGCUGUCGGGAGGUGAAUGAAACUUGGGAAUCUGCUUUAAAACCCCAGGAAAAAGGAGCCUGGGAGGAUUCCUGUGGGAUUUGAUCCUCCCAACCCGAGGGGUUUGGAAUUUUUGGGGUGGGGGGCAGUUUUUGGGAGAGAACACGGGAGUCUGGCAGCUCCUGCAGAGCAGUUCACCUUAACCUUGGAGCAUUCCCCGACCUCCGAGCGGUGGGAGAGGUGGGAAGGGAUGGAAAGGUCAGGAAGAGGGUUUGAGGUUGUGGAGCGUGGUUGUGACGUGAGGCUGCGGCCAGGAACCGCUGAGUUAUCCCAGGAGGAACCUCAAACCUGCAGGGUUUGAGACACCACAAAAAUAAACCUACAAAGUUGCUCUGCUCUGGGAUGAAUUCGGGAUCCCGUGCUUCCUUGGAGCCGUGGGGAUGGCGAUGCCCACGGCAGCAAAACAUCCCUUGAGGCAGGGAUGUGUGAAUUGUCAGCUCCGUGGGAUUUGUGCUGUGGAAAAUCCCGUAGGAAAAGGUGUUUUGUGUCUGAACUCACCUGGGGCCAGGUGUAGAUGUAGCAUCCAACCCCCCCCUGUGUCCCAAACAGGCAAUAUUGAACUUUCCAGUGCCUCAGCAGCUGGCAAAGGGGAAUAUUCCUGGAAUAAAAACCUGGGAGAUUCCAGGCCUGCUCAGACAGCACAGGCUCCCAGGGCUGUUGGUUUUGGUAAGGAAAGGUCUUAAAAAAAAAGUUAAAAAUCCACUGAAGUUUCUUCUGAGGCUCGAAUAAUCUUGAGUUGAGUUGGAACUGGGGGAUCUUUAAGGUCCCUUCCAACCCAAACCCAUCCUGGGAUUCUCUGACUCCUUGCCCUGGUGGGCGGAUUUUUUUUAAGGAAUUUUUUAGGAAUUGCAGGAGGAGGAGGAGGAGCUUCUUCAAACCAAAAAUGGGAAAACCCUGGAAAGGAGGGAAUUUGGUGAAUCCCUACUCCCACAGGAGCUGCAGCAGCAAUGAAUGUCUGGCUGUGGGGGGGUUGUGGUUUAAUUCCUUGUGACUCCUGAAUCUUCUGGAUUUCUCCUGGAUUUCUCACCCCAGCCAAGGCUCAGACACGGAGCUGCUGCAGGAGGGAGUGGUGGUGUCUGAAAUCUGAUUGAAAAUCAAGAUCUUUAGGCAUAAAAAGUGUUUUCUGUGGGGCUUUUCAUCAUUCUGAUUUCCAGAUUUCACCCCACAGCGCAGAUGAAUUUCUCAGCAAUGAAUUUGUACAGAUCCUUUCCCAAGGUAACUUCCUCCCUCUUACCUCCUUUUAUUUUAAUACUUCAUCCAAUAAUAUUUUAAUGAUUUAAUUUUAUUUUAACCAUAGGAAUUUCAGAGUUGCAAAGGCUCUUUCUAAAUUUAUUGACUUGGAGAAAACCCCCCCUUGCUGAUACCAUAAAUACUCAUCUCGAUCUAGAUGGAUUUGUUAUUUUUGCACCAGAAUCCCUAAUUUUUUUUUUGCCGUAAAAAGUGCACUUUUUCAUAAAAAAACCCCUCAUAUUCCUGUCUGAUGAGUGUCUUAUGUGCUGAAAGGGAUAUUCUGCCAAAGCUCCAGAGCUGAGGGAGUUGUUAAUUCUUCGAGGUAUUCGUUGAAAGCUGGGACCUGCUUCUGCUCAUUUUCAGACAAAGUAGGGAAGGAAAUGCCUCCCCACCAACAGGAAUUAAAGAUGGGAAAUGAAACUAUCACUGCCCUUAGGGAAAACUCCGUGGUACUUCAAAAUCCACCUUCAGCUUUUCGAUUGCACCAGCCUCUUAAAUCACAAAUGUUUACUUCGAUGAUCAGGGAGUGCCUUGUCCUGUGCUGGGCUCACGUUUGGGAAGCAGAAUGGGGGUGCUGGGGAUGGAUUUGCCCGAUGUGUGGGUGCAAAAAUUGGGCUGGAAACCCCUGAAUCCAUGGGAAUCCCCAUUAUUAUCCGUGGGUGCUCCUCAGAGGCUGCACUGAGUUGCCCAGCUUUGCCCACACACACACACACGGACCCGCCGGAGGGAGCAAACAGAAUUUUGCUGUUCCAUCCUCACUUUUGGUUGGCUUGGCCCCAAUUCCUGAGGGUUUUUCCGUCUCCUCUUGGAGCGAGGUGUUUGUCCAGAGCCUUUUCCAGCCCUCCGUGCGUCCCUUGCGGAGCCACCGGUGUCUGUGUGGGCAUCUCAGGCGUCACCUCGUGCUCGUCAGGACUCUUGGAGCACCGAUCCCAACCCGUCAGGGCUUCUGUUGUCUCCGUGUGUUCUUGCAGUGCCUUGUAAAUCCCAACAAUCCCGAUGUGCUGUGGGGUCAGGGACCAGCGACGCGCUCCCAGCUUGUACUGCCAGACUGGACUUUGUAACUUGAGGAUUUAAACCCCUGUUUCAAAGGAAAUAAAAGAGUUUAACUCUGA